Molecule: messenger RNA, 738 nt
Organism: Brenthis ino (lesser marbled fritillary)
Lineage: Eukaryota; Metazoa; Arthropoda; Insecta; Lepidoptera; Nymphalidae
Source: the annotation of a GenBank genome assembly
AUGCAAGAUUGCAAAGGUAUCAGUACACCGAUGGAAGUAGGCCUGAAUGUUGACGAAAAAGAAGAAAUCCUGACCAAUAUUCCAUAUAGAGAACUUGUUAGGUCACUUAUGUAUUUAGCCACAAUCAGCAGGCCAGACAUUGCAUAUGCAACAGGUUUUCUGAGUAGAUAUAUGCAUUGUCCAACCGCUACAUUAUGGAAGGCAGGGAAGAGAAUUCUGAGAUACCUGAAACAGACAAAAGAAAAAGGAUUAGUUUGUAAAAAAGAAGAUAGUAAUUAUUUACAAGCUUUUUCAGAUGCGGACUGGGCAGGAAACCGUGUGGACCGCAAAAGUGAAAAGAAGGAAAAAAAGUUGAAAGAAAUAAAAGAAAAAGAAAAUCGUAUGCGCUUGAGAGAAGAAAAGAUGUUAGUGAAAGUAUCCCAGCGAAAAAGGAAGAAAACCGUUAAUAAGCAGCAAAAAAUUGGAGGUCCUUCUGUUAAGACUGUAUCAGCUACAAGAUGGCAGCAGAGUGAUGAUCUCCUGCAAUUAGUUCACUGCAGUGAUAUAUGUGGGCCAUUUAACAAUGUUUCUAUUGGUCAGUUUGAAUCCUCUGAGGUGCAUUUAGAUUCAGUGGGGGGCAUAUCAGAUGACACUGUGUUGAAGAUGAUGAUGAUGGAAUAUAAAUCAAUUAGACAUUCCUCUUAUGCAGUACUUUAUUACAGUGAUUAUAAUGUAUGCGCUUGCGCUAGGCUCGCUCGC